AUGGAUUGGCUCCCUCACCAAACGCCUGCUUUUCUGUUCCUUUUAUUGGUACUCUUGGAUUUCAGCACAGGAUUUCAUGUACAGGUAAAAGAAUGGGAUGAAAAUGGCAUGGCAAGAUGGAAAACCUUCAGAAGACAAAAACGUGAAUGGAUCAAAUUUGCUGCAGCUUGUAGAGAAGGAGAAGAUAAUUCUAAGAGGAAUCCAAUUGCUAGAAUACGUUCAGAUUGUGAAGAAAACAAUCCAGUUACAUACAGCAUCUCAGGAGUUGGAAUUGAUCGUCCUCCCUUUGGAAUAUUUGUUGUUAAUUCAAGAACAGGAGAAAUUAAUAUAACAUCAAUAGUGGAUAGAGAAGUAACUCCAGUGUUUGUUAUACGUUGCUUUGCCAAACACUCAGUGACGGGUAUAGAUUUGGAAGAACCUCUCGAACUUCGAGUCAGAGUUCUGGAUAUAAAUGAUAACCCUCCUAUAUUUGCACAAACUGUAUUUACAGGAUCUAUUGAAGAAAGCAGUAUGGACAACACACUGGUGAUGAAAAUAAUUGCAACAGAUGCAGAUGAGCCUAAUCACUUGAAUUCAAAAAUUGCCUUCAAGAUAGAGAGUCAGGAACCUUCAGGUCCACCCAUGUUCAUUAUGAAUAAGUAUACUGGAGAACUCCAUAUUGCAAAUUAUCUUGAUAGAGAGCAACAUAGUAGCUACACUCUUGUUGUGAAGGCAUCUGACCGGGAUGGAGCUGCAGAUGGAAUAUCAUCUCUUUGCAGUUGCAAUGUUAAAGUUAUUGAUGUCAAUGACAACUUCCCAACUCUUGCUCAAAGCUCCUUUUCAGCAAGUAUUUCAGAAAAUUCACUCAGUUCAGAACUGCUACGAAUACAAGCUCUGGAUGCUGAUGAAGAGUUUACAGACAAUUGGUUUGCAGAGUUUUUCUUUAUAUCCGGUAAUGAAGAUAACUGCUUUGAAAUUGUUACAGAUCGGGCUACAAAUCAAGGAAUCCUUAGAGUAAUUAAGGAACUGAAUUAUGAACAUAUCUCCACUCACUCACUGACUAUUGGUGUCAGGAACGUAGCUGCCUUCCACCACUCUGUUGCGCAAGACUACAGAAUAUCUGGAACACCGCUCACAAUACAAGUAAAAAAUGUGAUUGAACCACCAAGAUUUCAUCCAACUUCAGUUGUGUUUUCUGUACCAGGAAGCACCAGAGCAAAUUAUGUUGUGGGAACAUACACAGCCAUCGAUGAGGACACAGGAGCUAUUGCAUCAAAUGUUGUGUAUAGUAUAGGACGUGAUCCAGGUGCCUGGUUCAGAAUCAACCAAAAUACUGGUGAAAUCUCACUGAACAAAGUUGUUGACUGGGAAUCAGUCUAUGUAAUUAAUGGACAGUACAAAGCAGAGGUUCUGGCUAUCACCAGAGGGGUUCCUCGAUAUACUGCUACUGGCACUAUUGUGCUUUCAAUGCAUGACAUCAGUGACAAUUGCCCAACUAUUAGUACUGAAUUAAGGAAAGUAUGUAUGCAUUCCCCAUCAGUGGUUAUCACAGCAAAGUCUAUGGAUGGUAGUCAGUAUGGUGCCCCCUUUACAUUCAGCAUACAUGGUGAACCUCAAACUACAUGGAUUAUCAGAUCAAUAAAUGCUUCCUCUGCAGAACUAGUGAGUCAGAACUUUGAUUUUUACCUGUAUAGGGUCUAUAUCAGCGUCAGAGAUAGCCAAGGCCGACGCUGCCUUAAACCACAUGUAAUUCCUGUGCAAGCUUGUCAGUGUGACAGUCGUAACUACUGCACCAGUGGGGCCACAAAAAUAAUUAUCAUCGGUGGUGGCGGCGCUGGUGGUGGUGGCGCUGGUGGUGGUGGUGCUGGUGGUGGUGGCACUGGUGGUGGCGGCAUGGGUGGUGGCGGCAUGGAAGGUGGUGGUCCUAGUGAGUCUGGACCUAUAGAAGGACAAACUGAUGAGCAGACUGAGUGGCCGACUUACACUGAUGCAUAUAGUGAUAGUGAAGGAUAUACAGGAGUCACUGGUGAUUAUAAUGGAAACGGAUAUUACGGCAGAGAUACUACAUCUGCUACCACACUCAGCGGUUCUGCCAUUGGUCUGAUGUUUCUCGGUGGAUUAAUAUUUGUUCUGAUUCCAAUUUUGAUGUCAAUGAGCGACUGUUGUGGCUGUGGACCCGGUGCUGCAGGUGGAGUUGGAACUGGAUUUGAACCUGUUCCUGAAUGCACAGAAGGGGCAAUUCAUCCAUGGGGAAUAGAAGGUGCACAGCCUGAGGACAGGGAUGUCUCACACAUUCUUGGCCCAACAACAGCUCCGGGAGGUGAUUUUUGUGAACCCUCUGAUAUAUAUACAAACACAUAUGGAGGAGGAGGAGUAGUAGCUUCUGGUGUUGAAGAAACUACAGGAGUUGGCUAUGGCACUGGUACUGGUUAUGGAACAGCUGGAGGAAUUUCUGGAGCAGGAGAAGUAAAAGGAUCAGUUGGAGGAACAAUAAAAGAGUACCGAGAAGGAGGGGUGAACAUGGCGUUCCUAGAUAACUACUUCUCUGAGAAAGCAUUUGUGUAUGCAGAUGAAGAUGAAGGUCGGCCAGCAAAUGACUGCCUAUUAAUAUAUGAUCAUGAAGGAGUUGGUACCCCUGUUGGCUCUGUGGGUUGCUGCAGCUUUAUUGGAGAAGAUAUAGAUGAAACAUAUUUGGAUACAUUAGGACCAAAAUUUAAGACGCUGGCAGAGAUCUGUCUGGGCAAAGAAAUUGAACCUUUCCCUGAUGUCAACCCACCCUGGUCAGGAGUUAACAUCACCUUUCCCAAUCCUGAAAGUGAUCUAAACCUCCCGCCACCUGGAACCACCAUAAUUGUCAAUGGAAGUGCACCUAUGCCUCCUCCAGUUGGCACCACAACAGUUGUUACUGAAAACACCUACACAUCUGGGUCAACCAUACAACCCCCAAGACCAAUGCCAGAUCCCUUGCUUCACGGCAACAUGACGGUGACUGAGACCUACACCUCUGGCUCCCCCUCUCUCUGCGUUGACCCUCUGAGAGCAUCCAACGUUGUUGUAACAGAAAGGGUUGUUGGUCCUGCAUCUGCCUCUGAUUUGCGUGGCAUGUUAGAUAUCCCCGAUCUCACAGAUGGGUCCAAUGUUAUCGUCACAGAAAGAGUUAUUGCACCUAAUUCCAGGCUCCCAACCUCCCUGAGCAUUCCUGAUUUGGUAGAUGGGUCAAAUGUGGUGGUGACAGAAAGGGUGUUCAGGCCUGCCUCCGGCAUGCCAGGCAGCUUAAUAAAUAUUCCCUCGGAGUUAUCAAAUGCCCACAACGUGGUGGUCACUGAGAGGGUAGUGUCAGGGUCUGGGAUGAGCAGCCUGGGGGGAACAAGCCUAGGUGGAGCAAAUCUGGGAGGCCUGGGCAGUGCAGGUCAGAUGCUUAGUGCUGACUGUCACCUUGGCCAGGCAAUUGGCACAGCAUCCCCUGGUACCUCCCGGAGAAGAGUGACAAAGUACAGCACUGUGCAGUACUCCAGUCAGUAA
This is a messenger RNA of Chaetura pelagica (chimney swift), 3501 nucleotides long. RefSeq names its product desmoglein-1-like. Gene Ontology annotation, cellular component: plasma membrane; desmosome. Gene Ontology annotation, molecular function: calcium ion binding. Gene Ontology annotation, biological process: homophilic cell-cell adhesion. The record is from RefSeq and is a predicted model, not a curated record. Bases 1 to 3501 code for a protein of 1166 amino acids. NCBI's taxonomy places the organism in Eukaryota, Metazoa, Chordata, Aves, Apodiformes, Apodidae. The transcript is spliced from 17 exons.